Messenger RNA from Sphaeroforma arctica JP610, 288 nucleotides. RefSeq lists its product as hypothetical. The record is from RefSeq and is a predicted model, not a curated record. The coding region runs from base 1 to 288 and encodes 95 amino acids. The transcript has 2 exons. Lineage: Eukaryota; Ichthyosporea; Ichthyophonida.
AUGCAGUCACCCAUAUCAACCCGAAAGGAACGGAUGUCCAGCAUCACAUCCAAAAAUGGCUAUCGAUCCUCCCCUAAUUUAUCGAAUGUAGUUCGCAAAUUAUCAGCACUAUGCCUGCUGCCUUCAGAUGUUCAGUCUAUGGCGGAUUUACACUCUCAUUUGCGAUCGGGUGAGACCAUUCGUGUGGUACUAAACUCAGUGUUCAGCGGCGCUAUUCCAAGAAAGAUCCCAAGAAGAGCUGCCUCAAUAAUUGCUGAUGAAUUUUAUGUACCCCUUGUCCUUAAAUGA